AUGGCAAAAUCAAAGCCUAGCUUGACAGCUUCAACGAAAGCCAUUGACCCCACGCUAGAUGCUCUAUUCGCAAGCAGUGCCGGUCCUGUACAAGUCCCUCCUAAGACAAGAUACUCAGAGCUACCUCCUCCGAAGGAGAAGAAAUCCUCGCAAAAAUCCGAGCAUGUCGGAUCAGAUUCGGACGAUGAUAUCGAGGCAGACGAGGAGCACGAUGAUGAAUCUUUGAGCGAGUUGGAUGAGGAUAUCGAGGACAUUGAUGCUGAGGAUAUUGCCUCGGAUGAAGAAGUAGGGUCUGAAAAUUCAGAGCCUGCAGAAGCAUCAACUAUUUCUCAAAAGAAGGAACGCAAGAGAAAGCGCAAAGAUGAGCAUGAUGACUUGGAGGAUAAAUACAUGCGCAAGAUUGCCGAAGACACCGAGAGGGAGGCGCGAUCUGAUAAGCGCCGGAAGGGCGAAGCUGGUCAAGUUGUGAACGGUACCACCUCUGAAAAAGAAGGAGACUCUGAUGAAGACGAAGCUCCAAUAAUUCACGAGUCGCUUCGGGAGAAGGUAGAAGACCAUGCGGACGUCGAGAUCGAUAAAGCAAACCGCACUUUAUUCCUUGGCAACGUUUCGAUCGAAGCAAUCACCUCAUCUAAAGCCAAAAAGCUUUUGAUGUCUCACCUCUCAUCUCCGUUAUCAACAUUGGAUUCAUCUGGAGAGGAGCAUAAGAUUGAGUCGAUACGUUUCCGUUCGACUGCUUAUUCUACUGGAGCUGUACCAAAACGAGCCGCAUUCAUCACUAAAUCCGUUAUGUCCGCAACAACAAAAUCCACCAAUGCCUACGUUGUCUACUCAACACCGCAAGCCGCACGAACUGCGCUCAAGGCUUUGAAUGGUUCUGUUAUCCUUGACCGCCAUAUGCGCGUUGAUAGUGUGGCGCAUCCCACUGCAGUUGAUAACCGAAGAUGUGUCUUCGUAGGCAACCUCGGUUUCGUAGACGACGAAACUGUGUUAAACACCACUUCUGAAGGGGAAACUACCACCAAGAAGCGAACAAAAGUCCCAUCAGAUAUCGAAGAAGGGCUGUGGCGGACUUUCGGUCAGCACGCCGGCAGAGUGGAAAGCGUCCGUGUCCCUAGGGAUCCGAAGACGCGGGUAGGCAAGGGCUUUGCAUAUGUGCAAUUCUACGACGCCAAUCAUGUCGAAUCUGCACUGUUACUGGACGGCAAGAAAUUUCCUCCGAUGUUGCCCCGAGCCUUGCGUGUGUCCCGCGCUAAGGAUCCGCGGAAGACGGCCCUCGCUGUAGAACGAACUAUGAAGGCCAAACUUGAAGCCUCGAACGGGCGUGAGAAGAAGUCAAGCAGUACGAAACAUAUACCAAAAGUGACACCGGAGCAGCAAUCUCAAGUAGGCAGAGCCGGGAAGCUCUUAGGUAAAGCCGCUGCAGCAAGGCAACGACACGAGUUUAAGGGGGACAGAAAGCAGCCCAGACAGAGGAAUGAGUCAGCAACCAACGGAGCCUUCAAGACGCCAGAGCAGAUUGUCUUCGAGGGUCGUAGAGCUAGCGAAAAGGAUGGCAAACCUAGAGAUUUAAAGUUCGGCAAGACGAAAGGCAAGAAGGGAGUCGUCAAAUCAAAGACGAAGGGUCGAGGUGCCAGAAGAGCAGCUGAAUGGAGAAAGAAGGGCGAAUAG
Annulohypoxylon maeteangense is the source of this 1671-nucleotide messenger RNA. RefSeq lists its product as uncharacterized. The transcript is spliced from 3 exons. The coding region runs from base 1 to 1671 and encodes 556 amino acids. Gene Ontology annotation, molecular function: RNA binding. Lineage: Eukaryota; Fungi; Ascomycota; Sordariomycetes; Xylariales; Hypoxylaceae. The record is from RefSeq and is a predicted model, not a curated record.